UUUAAAAGUUUUAUUUUCCCAGGAUUCAUUACUUUUAUUUUUCAAAAAAUAAAGAUUUUCUCUAUAAUGGAAUAUAAUAAUAGUGAAAUGUCUGAUUGUUCUUCCAAUUCUGAUGGUGGUUCUUUUAUUAAUUGUGAAAAGGAAUCUACAUUGAAAAAAAUUGCAGAACUUAAAAAAAAAAUUAUGAAACUUGAAAAUACUUCUAUUAAAAAGGAAAAGACAAAGAGAAAAUCGAACCAAAAACUUGUAGAUAAAGAAUCUUUUGCCAUAACAAAUAAAACAAAAGGAUCAUCAAAUCAAAGUUGUUUAAAGGAUAAAUCUUUUAAUAAUAAAUAUAAUAGUAAAAGUCAGCCAACCCUCUCUGAAGAAGAUGAUACUGAAUUUUCUAGUGAUGAACCUAAACAGGAAUCAAUGAGACUUUUAGUAGCUGAAAAACUUUAUCCUCUAUAUCCUACCACCGAAUAUCGUGAUAUGCCUAUUAAUGAAAUUAAUAAAUGUAUUGAUAAGUUUCAUAAGAAAAAUCCAUCCUUUCCAGAAACUGUUAGUGAUUGGGCGGAACGUGAGAUGAUUUGUUUACAUAUAAAUUAUAGACGGUCAAUUCUUAAUCUUAGCGAAAUGCAUAAGACAAAUAUUUCUGUUAAUAAAGCUAAGAUCCGAAAACCAAAUGGUAAUAGUAAAAGAGCCAAAAAAAGGAAAUAAACUAUUAACAAAAAAUCGAAUCAUGAACCAUUAUUGGUAUCCAACAGCCUGAAUAUAGAAAGUUUGGAAAGGCUUGAUAAUAAUAAAUCUUUACCAAAAUUAUUAGAAGCCGUUGAUGUCUCCCAGCUUAUUCUAAACGUCCUGGCCAUAAACAUAAAAUAACACAAUCAUCUGAUAAAGAAGAAGCCAUUGAAGAUGUUGAAGUUGUAAGAAUUCUUCCAGCAAAACAUCCUGGUCG
Rhizophagus irregularis DAOM 181602=DAOM 197198 is the source of this 937-nucleotide messenger RNA. Lineage: Eukaryota; Fungi; Glomeromycota; Glomeromycetes; Glomerales; Glomeraceae. The record is from RefSeq and is a predicted model, not a curated record.